Molecule: messenger RNA, 375 nt
Organism: Merops nubicus (carmine bee-eater)
Lineage: Eukaryota; Metazoa; Chordata; Aves; Coraciiformes; Meropidae
Gene: DYNLT3
Product: dynein, light chain, Tctex-type 3
Exons: 4
Coding region: 1-321 (106 amino acids)
Biological process (GO): microtubule-based movement
Cellular component (GO): cytoplasmic dynein complex; kinetochore; cytoplasm
Molecular function (GO): dynein intermediate chain binding
Source: RefSeq, a predicted model, not a curated record
AUGAUCUUCAAUGCUGAUGAGGCCCACAACAUAGUUAAGGAGUGCAUAGAAAGUGUUAUAGGCAAGGCAGAUUAUAAUCACAACAAAGUCAACCAGUGGACUGCUGCUAUAGUGGAACAGUCACUGACACAUCUAGUGAGACUUGGAAAAACAUACAAGUACAUUGUAACCUGUGCGGUGAUGCAGAGGAGUGGAGCUGGUCUUCACACAGCAAGUUCAUGCUUCUGGGAUACAACAACUGAUGGAACCUGCACAGUGAGAUGGGAAAACCGAACAAUGAGCUGCAUUGUCAAUGUGUUUGCUGUUGCUAUUAUCCUGUAGCUGACGGGGAGAUAAAUACACCGAAGCCUUUAAAAAAAAAAGCAUCCAAACACA